Molecule: messenger RNA, 1917 nt
Organism: Diaporthe batatas
Lineage: Eukaryota; Fungi; Ascomycota; Sordariomycetes; Diaporthales; Diaporthaceae
Exons: 4
Coding region: 1-1917 (638 amino acids)
Biological process (GO): amino acid transmembrane transport
Cellular component (GO): endoplasmic reticulum
Molecular function (GO): amino acid transmembrane transporter activity
Source: RefSeq, a predicted model, not a curated record
AUGGCCGAGGCCAGAUCGCAACACCACACCGGCAGCGCCGAACCAGCAAGCACACGCGACCCCGAGGCCGAGGCCCUGCUGUUCGACGACGACCCAGGGUCCUCAGACGGCGAUGAUGACAUCGCCAAGCAAGAACCACUCCGGCAGGUCCCCACUGGGGCAGCCCGGCCGCCCGGCGCCCUGGCCCUGAGCGGCGCCAUGAGGCCGCCGCCCCAGUCCCCAGGCACGUCGACGCCGACGCCGACGCCCCCGUCCGGCCAGAGAACACCACGCACGCCCCAGCGCGUCCGCUUCGACCCCAACCCCACCAUCCUGCACGGCCGCACCCCCAAUGGCACCGCCGACAGCUUCGACAGCCAGCGCCGCGGGUCCUUCUCGUCCUCCUCCUCCCAGCGCGACAGCUUCGACGACCUCGACUUCGACAUAAGCGCCGGGGCCGGCGGCAGGGGCAGGGGCGGCGCCGGCGCGGACGGGGAGCACCGCCGGCCCCUGCUGACCGGCAUCGAGGCCCCCAGCGUCGCCCUGGCCAACGGGCCCUGGGGCGGCGAGCACGACGACGCCGAGGGCUGGGCCGAGAGCGAGCGCCAGCGCCCAAAGUCGGGCCUCCGCUCCGCCUUUAUGAACAUGGCCAACAGCAUCAUCGGCGCCGGCAUCAUCGGCCAGCCCUACGCCUUCAAGCAGGCCGGCCUGCUGUCGGGCAUCAUCCUGCUGGUCGGGCUCACCUUUGUCGUCGACUGGACCAUCUGCCUCAUCGUCGUCAACAGCAAGCUCAGCGGCGCCAACAGCUUCCAGGGCACCGUCGAGCACUGCUUCGGGAGGAGCGGCCUGAUCGCCAUCAGCCUCGCCCAGUGGCUGUUUGCCUUCGGCGGCAUGGUCGCCUUCGGUGUCAUUGUCGGGGACACCAUACCGCACGUUCUGCAGGCCGUCUGGCCCGGCCUCAGGGACACGCCCGUGCUUGGGAUGCUGGCGGAUCGGAGGGCUGUGAUUGUGAUAUUCAUCCUUGGGGUCAGCUAUCCAUUAACAUUAUAUAGAGACAUCGCGAAGCUUGCCAAAGCUAGCACCCUUGCAUUGAUUAGCAUGAUGGUCAUUCUAGUUACUGUAGUAAUUCAGGGCGUCCUGGCGCCCGCAGAAGAUCGGGGAUCCUUUAGCACGCCGCUUCUCACGGUAAACUCAGGCAUACUCCAAGCAAUAGGGGUCAUCUCGUUUGCCUUUGUCUGCCAUCAUAACUCGCUACUCAUCUACGGCUCCCUCAAAACGCCGACCAUCGACCGCUUCAGCCGCGUCACGCACUUCUCCACGGGCGUGUCAAUGCUGGCGUGCCUGCUGAUGGCGCUCGCCGGGUUCGUCACCUUUGGCGACAAGACAGAGGGCAACAUCCUCAACAACUUCCCCGCCGACAACACCAUGGUCAACGUCGCACGUCUGUGCCUCGGCCUCAACAUGCUAACCACGCUGCCCCUCGAGGCCUUUGUGUGCCGCGAGGUCAUGCUCAACUACUACUUCCCGGGCGAGCCCUUCAACAUGCACCUCCACCUCAUUUUCAGCACGAGUCUCGUCAUCAGCGCAACCGUGCUGAGCGUCCUGACCUGCGACCUGGGCUCCGUUUUCGAGCUCGUCGGCGCUACGAGCGCAUCCGCCAUGGCGUACAUACUCCCCCCACUGUGUUAUAUAAAAUUGUCCUCGAGGUCAUGGAAGACAUACGUCGCCGGUGCUGUUGUCGUGUUCGGUUGCUGUGUGAUGGUCAUAAGUACCCUCCAAGCCGUGAGCAAAAUAAUCAGAGGCAGGUCACAACAGGCCACAGGAUCCAGGCCGGGCCAGGCAGCGGAAACACGUUGCUUCCCAAUAAAACGUGGAAUUUGCACCGGUACGACGCCAGCCUCCCAGGAGGGCCGCGUGACUAUGUUCUCAGCCUUAUGA